Molecule: messenger RNA, 2718 nt
Organism: Paramormyrops kingsleyae
Lineage: Eukaryota; Metazoa; Chordata; Actinopteri; Osteoglossiformes; Mormyridae
Product: PRKC apoptosis WT1 regulator protein
Biological process (GO): apoptotic process; positive regulation of apoptotic process
Cellular component (GO): cytoplasm
Source: RefSeq, a predicted model, not a curated record
GGGUGGAGGGGAGGGGGCGGGGCUCCUGCUCGGCUCUUUCGCGGCUCGCCGUGACUAAUCGGGCUCGGCACUGGGCUCCGUUUCGCUCCGUAAAACGCUGCUCACCUGAGAAAUCAGCGUGAGCUUCUGAUCUCCAGGUAAAACCGUUCGGGCUUCUUACCGCUGUGCUUUCUGCUCCUUCAAGGGCCGGAUACCGACUUUGUGCAACUUGCCCAACAUUUCCCUUCUUAUUCGGAAGAGUUGGUGCGGUGUGGGGACCUGCACGGACUUGCGCCGAUUAAAGCCUUGCAGACUCUCCAAGUGCAGCUUUGCUUGUGUUCACCCGAGUUUUACUGCAUAAAAAGUUUAUCGAUCUCAUAGAAAAGGGGGUAAUUGAAUAAUCCAGCUAAACUCAGCCGUUAUUGUGGCGUUUGUACUAUUUACCUUUUAAAUCAUCUGGGGUGUAGUUGCACAAGUGUGCGCAAUAUUGUAAAUUGGUUUAGGAGUUACGAAUAAGAGAUCGAUUUUUUUGUUUUAAGAUAUCACAGUAAAAUUAAGCAAAGUGAACAGUUUAAACUGCUUAGAUUGUCACUAUAAACAAAUAAACAUCUUGGCGUAACAUGGCAAGCGGCGGAUUUAAAUCUAACUCAGCCACGGAUUUUCUGGAGGAAUGGAAAGCGAAGCGGGAGAAGCUGAGGGCGAAGAUGCUGGGGGACAUCGCCGCCUCCACUGGCGCAUCCCUGGGGGGCCCCGUCAAAAACGAGGCGCGCAUCGCGCCCGCGGGCUCCGAGGCCAACGGCGGCGGGAACCUGGAGCGUGGCGGCUCCGCGUCCGUCCUUUACGCCCCGUCCCAUGCCGUCCUCCGAUCAUCAUCGGCGUCUGCGCUCAGGAGGCCGGACGACGAGCCCCAUCAGCUACCGACCACCAGGACUGUCGAUCUCCAGGGCGGGGGUCUGAAAAAGACACCCCAGGCCGAGAAGUUGCCCGGUACCCCGCUGGCAGACGGCGGCGGCGGCGUUUGCAAGGAGACCGACCAAGACAGCCCGUCACCGGGAAGUGGCUCCUCCGGUAAGGGCAAGGAAAAGAGGAGCUCGGGGCCGAGCGCCCGGAAGGGCAAAGGGCAGAUCGAGAAGCGAAAGCUGCGGGAGAAGCGCAGGUCCACCGGGGUGGUCAGCAUCCCAUCCAACGAGAGCCUGGAUGAGCUGGAUGAUGAUGGUGAUGAAGGCCAGAAGGAAAGGAAGAGGGAGGAAGCCCUCACGCAGCUCAACACCACCCAGAAUGAGACCAUGAGCUUGGAGUUUGGGGCGGCCCAUUCACUGCAGGAGACCUCCAGACCUGUGGCUGGUCGCUACAAAAGCGCGGGGGGUCCGAGCCACGAAGAGGAUGCGGCGGGGAAUGGGUGGCACCGCCAGAGCCGGGCCGCCAUGGCUGCGCUGGAGAGGAGGAUCGAAGAGCUGGAGAAGGAGCUCGCUCUGGAGAGGCAGGAGAGCGCACGGAUGCUGAAGGGCCUCCAGGACAAGGACGAGCUCGUCGGCAAGUUGAAGGAGGAGAUCAACUUACUCUACAGGGACCUUGAUGAUGUCGAAGACGAGAAUGAGCAGCUCAAGCAGGAGAACAAGACCCUCUUGAAGGUGGUCGGCCAGCUGACCAGGUAGAACCUCCAUGGACCGAAGAGUCCUGAUGGAACGAGACUUGAAGCUUCGCCAAGCAGUGGCCAGUCACUCCGGGCCGCAUAGCUGAGGAGAUCCCAGGUAUAUGAGGAACCCCCAGAGCCUUAAAAGCACCAGGAGUGAAAUUCAUUGUCUGUGGUCAUUGUCUAUUUUCUAAUAGUUCUCUGCAAUUUACACGCAAAUGAACACCAGUGAUGGGGGAAUUACGGGAUCACAAGUGUGAGAUUGGCAAGUCUGCAGUAACUAUUGGGAGACCAUGUAUUAAAUGUAAAUGUUUUUGUACAUAGACUGCAUUUUGAUAGACACUCAUUAAAUAAGGUAUGUAUUUUUCCUCCCUACAUUUGCUUCAGAUUAUUCACCCCUCAUAGACAAAAAAACGGUGAGUUCUUCCGGUCGGCAACGUUUGAGCGACAAUUCGCUAUGGUUUCCGCCAGACUGUAAUCCUUCUGUGUGCUUCAUGCUGGCUAAAUUGGUGGCCAUACUGUUUUUCUGAUUGGCUGACAUGAAAUGCGUUACAUUAACUUUAGUGUUUUAUGAGAAGACGUUAUCCCUAAAGGUGCAAAAGCAGCCUGAAUGACAUUACUAAAUGGUGCUGGCCUAUAUAUGCCUGUUACACCCCUGGUGGUGGGGUGGGGGGGGGUAUGAUAUUACUGGUGAGGGGGCUGAAGAUUAAAACUUACAGUAAUAUGACAUAUAAUUUUAUGAAAAUUGUUGGUGAAAUGUGUGCUUUUCCUGUUGAACACUUACCUAGGUAUGGAUAAUAAAUAAAAAAAAUAUUUCUAUUCAAACUUAAUGUAACCUGAUUGUAAUUAUUUUUUAUCUUCGCUGUGAGCUAUCAGACUUCUGAUAUUUGUUGAUUUCCUGGGAGGAAUUCGCCGACAAGUCAGACAUACCAAUCUGAAUUUUUUUUUCUUUACAUUUCUGUCUUAGUGGCGGAUUAGCCGCGGUUAUUGCGCUUCUGUGACAAAUGUGUGUCUGUCCUUGUAUGUGUCUCUCUGUUGAAAGAUCUCUGUACACAGCCCUCCACAAGAGACCCACCUAAUAAAUGUUUAAUUAUACAUUUCCAAAA